Syngnathoides biaculeatus (alligator pipefish) is the source of this 4606-nucleotide messenger RNA. It is a transcript of the gene ptprn2, whose product is annotated as protein tyrosine phosphatase receptor type N2. Gene Ontology annotation, biological process: protein dephosphorylation. Bases 60 to 3128 code for a protein of 1022 amino acids. Gene Ontology annotation, cellular component: secretory granule. Gene Ontology annotation, molecular function: protein tyrosine phosphatase activity. The record is from RefSeq and is a predicted model, not a curated record. The transcript has 22 exons. Lineage: Eukaryota; Metazoa; Chordata; Actinopteri; Syngnathiformes; Syngnathidae.
CCUGCCGUCAGCCGUCAUGCGCUCGUAAAGGCGGGCAUGGAUUGAGCCAAACGGGGGGUAUGGCGUCUCCGUGGAGCCCCGUGCUCGUCUUGGCGUCGGCCGUCUUCCUCUCCUGCUCCACAUCUGGCCACACCGACCGAAGCUUUGGUUGCCUGUUUGAAGACGACCUGUGCCGAGCUCAUGAGUUCUGCGUCAACGAUGGAGUUUUCGGGAGGUGUCAGGAGCUGGCCGCAGCUGACCUGAGAACCUACGACGUGACUUCCUCCGGCUUGCUGCGCCUCAGGACGCUCUUGAAGGAACUGGACCAGAGAGGUCUGACGUGGCAGGAUGACUUCACCCAGCAGGUCAUUUCCCGAGAGCUCUCCAAGCUCAGGAGCAGCCCCCUCGGCCACCAGGAGGCAGUGGAGGCGCCCUUCAGGUCCUUUAGCAGGACCGAGGGCAGCGACAGGAAGCCUGGGCUGGCGGAGAUGAGCAAGAACCUUCAACGCUUCCUGAAAGCGCUGCACUUCCUGCCACAGCUCCAGCCAGGAGUGCAACAAGAGGCAGCCAGCAUGCAGAAUGAAGGUACCACCGACGAUGUUCCUCCGGGUCGUGGUCCCCCAAAGUCGGGCUGGAAGGAGACCAGCGUCUACAGCCUCAAGAACGGAGCGGGCCGACCCCCCGUCACCAAAGUCUUCUCUCAGAGCGGCGAGGGCAGGCACCCCAAGUUUAACACCCCAUACAAGCCCCUCUCCAACCACCUGGAUCAGCUCGUUGGGGGAGGUGCACCGUCAGAGUCCAAAGGGAAGCUCCGCUACCUCGGCUACAUACGUCCGCCUCCAGAUGAGGUCCGGGUGGAUUUUGGGUCGAAAGGCCGGAAAAUCAACCUGGAUAGACUUUUGUUCAGGAGUGAGUCCGACCAAAUGACUCCCAAGAAGCCCCCUAAUAUCAUGAAGGAUGAAUUAUUCCAGAGUAUGGUGAACAAUUUGGGAGGCCACAGUUUAAAAAUAGACCCUUGGAUGGACAAGGACCUGGAUCAGUUGGCCGACGUCUUCACCGGAGCUCUGCAGGAAGCCGAGGUGGGGCAGUCGGAUCCGGGGACCCAGCCGGGACCAGGAACUGCUGAGUCCGGCCUGAUCACGAAGGGAGACGGGAAGCUAAUGACUGACAUGGAAACAAACCAAGUGUUAAGUGUGAAACCGGACAAAGUCCUGGAUGUGAAACAGAAGGGGCCUUCGAGAUUCAUACAAGGCCAACACGUUGAUGGCGCAGCUGACAAGAAGCCUGUUGACAAGCACACAGCCAUUUUCUCCAAGCUCCUCGACUACCUUGACACGUUGGGCGACUCCUCGAAAGUCCAACCCGCUCCUGGUGCAAAAGCAGUGGGCCUGGAGAGCAUCCAUAGUCAUACUACGCAGUCCCAGGGAGCGUCUGCGCCCGGUGGGGAGGGUUCCACCGCGCGCUUGAUGGCUGGCGCGGCGAGGCCUGAUGCCCAAAAGGCCAACUCCGAGAUGGGGAAGUGGAUGCAAAAGGCCGCUGGGAAGGACGUGAAGGUGAAAACUCAGCUGGUCCACAUCGGGUUGAAGGAGUUCUCCAGCAGAGGGAAGGACCGACAUUUUGGAUACAUCAUAACUGGCUCAGACUCCCUCACCUCUGACAAGGCGAUGGACUUGAUGGAACGACUCACCCAGGAGCUGAACCUCCACGCCGCGGACCUCACACAGCUCUCCGUACUGGGCCCAGCGUUGACUUUCCGAGUCGGCCCCAACCCCGCCAAUGUCACCACGGCGGAUCUGGUCCAAGUUGCAGUUCGAGCAAAGCAGCAGCUGGAGAAGGAGACAGGCCUGAAGAUAGUGGAGGCUGGAGUCAGUGACAGGGGCAGCCUGAGCCACAUCCCCGUGGUGAAGGAGACCCGGGUGGCGUCGGGCCAGCUGCUGGUUCUCUCGGCGCUGUGCGUCCUCUUCAUCCUGGCGGCGCUGACGGUGUCGGCCACCUUCAUCUGCGUGCGCCAGCGCUCCCACCUGCGCAUGAAAGAGAAACUCUCCAGCUUGGGCACUGACACCGGCAGCGAUGCCACCGCAACCUAUCAGGAGCUGUGUCGCCAGCGGAUGGCCAUCCGGGCGUCGGAGCGCGCAGAGCGUCCAGAGACUCUCCGCAACUCGCGGCUCAACAGCGUGUCGUCCCAGUUCAGCGACGGUCCCGGGGCCGGAAGCCCGUCCACGCGCAGCAGCACCUCGUCCUGGUGCGAGGAACCCGUGCCGUCCAACAUGGACAUCUCCACCGGGCACAUGAUACUGUCCUACAUGGAGGACCACUUGAAGAACAAGAACCGUCUGGAGCGCGAGUGGGAGGCCCUUUGCUCGUACCAGGCAGAACCCGGCACCUGCAGCGUGGCGCAGAGCGAGCAGAGCACCAGGAAGAACCGCUCAGAUGCCGUCCUAGCAUAUGAUCAUUCGAGGAUCACCUUGAAAGCGGAGAAUAAUCACAGCGGCUCUGAUUACAUCAAUGCCAGCCCGAUCAUGGACCACGACCCCCGCAACCCCACUUACAUCGCCUCGCAGGGCCCGCUGCCCUCCACCGUGGCCGACUUCUGGCAGAUGGUGUGGGAGAGCGGCUGCGUGGUGGUCGUCAUGCUCACGCCCGUCUCGGAGAACGGCGUCAAGCAGUGUCACCGCUACUGGCCCGACGAGGGAUCUGACGUCUACCACUUCUACGAGGUGAACCUGGUGUCCGAGCACAUCUGGUGCGAGGACUUCCUGGUCCGGAGCUUCUACCUGAAGAACCUGCACACCAACGAGACGCGCACCGUCACGCAGUUCCACUUCCUCUCCUGGAUGGACCGCGGCGUCCCCAACACGGCGCGGACCCUCUUGGACUUCCGCAGAAAAGUUAACAAGUGCUACCGGGGUCGAGCUUGCCCGAUUAUUGUUCACUGCAGCGAUGGCGCCGGCAGGAGCGGGACCUACAUUCUGAUUGACAUGGUCCUCAACAGGAUGGCAAAAGGUGCUAAAGAGAUUGAUAUUGCCGCUACCCUGGAGCACUUGAGAGACCAGAGAGACGGCAUGGUCCACACAAAGGAGCAGUUUGAGUUUGCGCUGACGGCCGUGGCCGAGGAGGUGAACGCCAUCCUCAAAGCGAUGCCUCAGUGAAGGCGAGCGCCUCCUCUUCAUCUGCAUCUUCACCCCCCCCCCUCCUCCUGCUCCUCCCCCUCUUCUUUUUCUUCUUCUUCUUCUUCUUCUUCUUCUUCUUCUUCUUCUUCUUCGUCUUCUCUAUAUAUACGCGGCGCUAUUCUGUUCGGUUCCGCGAUCGCAGCUAGAAGCGCAGCGGCCAAACGUUGCGUUCAGGUACCACCGCUUGCUCCGGGAUGUUGGCGCUUCGGUCGGCUCUGAAGUGACGAGUCAAAUGAAAAGCAUAUUUUGCAUAGGAUUUUGCAUAUUAUUUUUAUUUCUCAUUUAAGAAAUAUUUUAUUCGGAUAAAGAAGAGGGGGUUUUUUUUCUUGAAAAUUAAGUUAUAUUACUGUGAGAGGAAUUUACAAGUUUGCAAAAAUAAAAUGGGAGAAUUUUUUUUUCUUUCAAUCGUAAAGUUUCAUUAUUUAUUUUUCUCUUUAUUAUUUCAUGAGACUUUUCCCACAAAAAAUAUAAUUUUACAAGACGGUCAACCUAUGAUUUUUUUUCUCAAGAAUUGUUUUUUACAAUAAUUAAGUCAUGAUAUGAACAAUAAACAAUACAUUACAAUAAAAUUUAAUAUUGCAAGAAUUACAUCAUCAUGUUAUGGUUGUAAUAACUCCGUCGUUGUGGUUUUUUCGUCGGUGGCAAAGCGGUAUCUGAACGCACCGUCGUCGUGCCGCUGACCAGCUGUGAUGUCACUUUGAGUGAAAAAUUCAUUAUACAGUUGUAAAAAAAAAAGUAUAUAAAUGACUCUAUGUACAGUUGACUUCGUGGAUUAUAAUAUUGUACAAAUGAUGUAAACGACUAUGACAACGUCACUUUGUGGUAUUUUCAAAAAGUGAAAGUCAUAAUCAUGAGAACGAUGUACAAAUACAAGAAGGGAAGGAGGCGAAUAUUACGAGAGUACACCCGAGUUAGAAGAUUAUGAAAAUUGGUGCGGGGUUACGGAUAUGUGGACAAGAUGGGAGAAUGAUAGUUGCUAGGCAACACAUUUUGCGACAAUAAGGCAACAUGGCAACAUUUUUACAAGAAUGUUAUAAUGUCACAAGAGGAAAAUUGUGUCAUUUCACUGGAAUAAACACUCAAAACUGUGAGGAAAAAUAACACUGGAAUAAAUGCAGAAAUUUGCAAGAAAUUCUCAUCAUUUUAGAAGAUUAGUCGUAAUUCCACAAACCAUCGCCGACUGUUUCGUGACAUUGACCGCGCUAACUCUUCAACGUUGCUUUUGCCCAACCGCGAUUCAUCUUCGGAGUACGACCCUCACGCUGGCGUCCGCCGCCGAUCACGAUAAGUAAUAACUAGAAGUAGCGUCUUGUCCUCUUAACUCUCGCAUCUAUUUAACGAGAACGUGUGCUAGCAUCGUGCUUGUUGUGUUCGCGGAAACGCGGCGAUACUCUACGUCGGCACUCUACGAGAGCGACUCCAUGGCGACAGUGCUGUUGAUUUUGUGUCCACGCCGA